This is a messenger RNA of Eupeodes corollae, 2088 nucleotides long. Its product is annotated as battenin-like. The coding region runs from base 624 to 1868 and encodes 414 amino acids. Gene Ontology annotation, biological process: lysosome organization; regulation of intracellular pH. The transcript is spliced from 4 exons. Gene Ontology annotation, cellular component: lysosome; membrane. Lineage: Eukaryota; Metazoa; Arthropoda; Insecta; Diptera; Syrphidae. The record is from RefSeq and is a predicted model, not a curated record.
UUUAGUUGUGAAAGCUGCCGGCCGGAACAAAUAUCUAUAGAUACUGUGGUCAUAAGAAUAUUGUGUUCUUUGUGCGAGACUUAUAAUUUCCGAAACAAAUUAUAAAUGUGUGAUGUGAAAAUUUAACAAUACCAAAUGGGAACAUAAUUUGUUAAAUUUACUAUCACUAAAAAUAUUAAAUCAAUCUUACUAAAAACGGAUUUUGUUACCUCUGAGAAAAGUUUAGUGUUUUAAAUUAAAUUUUCCAUAAGUUGCAUACUAUUUAUUUUUGUAUUAUUUUGAAAUAAUUGCAAUAGCCAUGGGAUAAAGUUUUAAAAUAAACAAAAAAAUAUAUCCAAAGGUCUUAUCAUAGUUUAAAUAAAGUGUCGGAAAAAGAGAUAAAGUUUAUUCAAUAAUAUAUUGAGUACUUAAACAAAUAAAUUAUUAAAAAGUGAAGUGUUUUGAACAAAUAACAUUAAAAUCCAAAUAAAGGUCAAUUAUAAGAAAGCCUUACAUUGAAAUUUUAAUUAAAUAAAUAGCUACAUAUUAUCAUCAAAAAUAAACAAAUUAAUUUAAGGACAUCAUAUUAAGUCAAACUGAACACAUCAUCUUCUCCCUCAAGACUUUUCAACUAAACAAUCAAUAUGGUUGCUAUUACUGAUAAACAAAACGCUCUUGAAAAAGCAACCCCAGAAGAACAAAAGGAUAAACAGUUAUGGAGGGAUUUGGUAGCUUUUUGGAUUCUUGGAUUAUGUAACAAUUUUGGAUACGUCGUUAUGUUGAGUGCAGCUCAUGACAUUAUUGCCCGGUUUGAAGCCGAUACUGAUAUUGCUGUUGUGGAUCCCAAAGCGGAAGUGCUGGAGAGGCAGUGUAAUAUUGUUAGUACCGGAGCUAUUCUAUUGGCAGAUGUGAUACCAGGAUUUGUGGUCAAACUGCUGAUGCCAUUUUUGCCAUUCUGGAUCAACACUCGUGUUGCAACUGCAGUGGUGUUAAGUGUGGCAGGAUUUUUGUGUGUCGGCUUUGCUGAAGUCGAAAUGAUCGCCUUACUGGGAGUCGUAUGUACCUCGGCGGCUUGUGGAAUGGGCGAGUCAAGUAUUCUGGCUUACACAUCAAACUAUAACAGAAAUUCACUUUCAACUUGGUCAUCGGGUACCGGAGGAGCUGGUAUCAUUGGUGCUUUGGCUUACGCAGGUCUCUGUGCCAUCAAUGUGAGUUCCAGAAAUAUCAUGUUGAUUAUGCUGGUUGUUCCACUUCUUGAGUGCAUUGCCUUCUGGAUUAUUCUUCGUAAGCCUUCUGGCACAGUUGACAACAGUUUGCCCUCAAUUGAAUACAACUCAGAAGAUGACAAGCCCCUUCAGGGUACCAAGGACAAGUUGUUGUACAUCACUUCUUUGUUCAAAUACAUGUUGCCUCUUCUGUUUGUGUAUUUCUUCGAAUACUUUAUCAAUCAAGGACUGUUUGAAUUGGUUGACUUUGAAAACUCAUUUUUGGAUAAAGAAUCCCAAUACCGUUGGUUGUGUGUCGAUUAUCAAAUUGGAGUUUUCAUCUCUCGGUCAUCUGUCAACCUCAUUACUUUCAAACACAUCUGGAUUCUGUCGUUGUUGCAAUUCGUCAAUGUUGCAUACUUUUUGACAGAAGUCAUCUUCUUCUACACACCAUCUAUUUGGAUUGCAUUUGCUGUCGUAUUUUGGGAAGGUCUCUUAGGUGGAGGUGCCUAUGUGAAUACUUUCUAUAGAAUGUCAUCGGAAGUACCAAGAUCACGUCAAGAAUUUGCCAUUGGAGUUACAGUUCAAGCUGAUUCACUGGGAAUUAUGCUAUCAGGAUUUUUAGCAUUGCCAGUUCAUAAUGCAAUCUGUAGAUUACCAGCACAUCCUAGAAUACUAUUUUGAAUGAAAUAGUCAGAUUCUUAGGAUAACAUCAUAACUACUGUGUGUAUUAUAGGUAGAUGUAAGCAUUUUUAAGGCUUGAUUUCAAAUCAAAAGAAGAAUAAGUUUAGAAUAAGUUAAAAGUGAAUGUAAAUUAAUAUUUAAAACUAUUUAUAUUGAUGUCUGUUAUAUAGUGUUUAAGGUUAAAUAAAAUUAAAAAAAUAAAUAUUUUUGUAAAAAAUUA